This is a messenger RNA of Patella vulgata (common limpet), 4814 nucleotides long. Its product is annotated as TPR repeat-containing protein DDB_G0287407. Gene Ontology annotation, cellular component: Cul4-RING E3 ubiquitin ligase complex. Gene Ontology annotation, molecular function: protein binding. The record is from RefSeq and is a predicted model, not a curated record. The transcript is spliced from 19 exons. Lineage: Eukaryota; Metazoa; Mollusca; Gastropoda; Patellidae. Bases 76 to 2553 code for a protein of 825 amino acids.
AUAUUUCCUGGAUCCGUCCUGUCACUUUUUCCAUGUUUUAAAGGACUUGAAAUUUUCUUUGUUUAGAAAAGUUUAAUGAUGUAUGGAAAAGAGUUAUCACCUGAUCAGAUGAAACGUGUUAUCGAUGCUGAACAAACACAGAAUCCACUGUUUCUUAUGAUUACUGUAUCUGAAAUUGUUGUAUUUGGGUAUUUUCGUCUCCUUGACAAGAAAAUUGAUUCUUUGAUUACAUGCAAUAGUGUUCAAGAAUUGUUUGAGAACUACCUUCAAAGACUGGAAGAGGAUUACAAUGUGUCUACAUUCCCAGGAAAUUUAGUUGAAAAGGUAUUAUUAGCCAUACUAUUUUCACGCAGUGGAAUAUCUGAAACAGAAUUAAAAGAGAUUCUUACUAUUCCUGAUUCUAUUUGGUCACCACUGUAUUUUGCUAUGGAGAAAUACGUCAUUCAACAUUCUGGUUUGCUAAACUUUGGCUUCAAGGAGCUAAAAACAGCUGUAGAAAAAAAAUAUCUAAAAUCUCCACAAGAUGGAAAAACAAUUUUAAAGCAAAUGAUUGAAUAUUUUGAGAAGAAAAGGAAGGGAUUUAACUGGUCUGUACUGCAUGGUGAUCAUGAUAUUAGUCGCUGUAGCAUAGAACUACCAUUUUUACAAAAACAGAUUGGAGAUAAUGAAGGUCUUCUUACUACCAUUACAGAUUUUACUGUCUUUCAGUCUCUGUUUCAAGAACACAAUUAUGAAAUUAUUGAAUUAUGGGAAGCCACAGGUUGUGAUACUAGUGAAAUCAUUGAUCGUUAUUUGACAAACUUUGAUGUACGAAUAGCCGAUAUCUACCUCAAAAGACAACAAAAUCAAGAUGAAAAACAUUCCAGUCCUCCGGGAGUUGAGGCAUCUCAGUUGUUGACAGAUUUAAGGAUUAUGUUAGGAUAUGUCCAAAAACCAGUUGAAGGAAUUAAAAUUAUGAAAAGACAAAUACAAGUACUAGAGAACAGUAAAGGAUAUAUGGAUGAAAAUAAAAGACAAGAGGCCCUAGUUAGAUGUCAAUAUUUCUUAGCAGCACAAUAUGUAGAAAUGGAAGAUUAUGAAACUGGUGUACCAAUCCAUGAAAAGAUUAUUUCAGAUCUAGAAAAAUUAAAAGAAGCUGGAAAUAUAAGUAUAGAUAGUUUGAUUGUUUUAGCCAUGUCCUAUAACGAUAUUGGUGUUACGUUAGUCAGCAGGAGAGAAUAUGAAAAAGCAGAGAAAUAUUUCUAUAAAAGUAUGGAGAUAGAAUCAGUAGAAGGUUUAAGACAAGAAGAAGGAGAAUGUUUAAUGAAUAUUGCUUUAUGUCGAUUAGAACAAGGAGACACUGACAAAGCUUUAGAGUUGUACCUGAAAACAUUAGAAAUCUUUGAAGAUGUAUUUUUUGGUCAAUUGAAUCACAAUCUGGGACAAUUGAUGACUAAUAUAGGUUUAACUUACAGACGACAGAAUAAAUUAGAAGAAGCAGAAAUAUAUUAUAACAGAUCUCUGAAGAUAAAAGCUCAAGCUCUAGGUUGGGAUAAUCCUGAUGUGGCCUAUGUUUAUAUGAAUCUGUCUGUUAUUGAACAACUGAGGAGCAAUCUACCUAAAUCCAUUGAACUCAUAACUAAGGCUGAACUCAUAUUUAAGAAAAGAAAUGCUGAUUUAUACACAAAUGCUAAUUAUCGUAAAGUAUUUGAAAACCGAGUAUUAUAUAUAGUACUUCAAGAAAGAUAUGAAGACGCAGAGGAAGAAUAUCAAAAAAUCUUAAAUGUUUUGAUGGAUAAAGGAUUAAUGGAUUUUUGUUUAAAGGGAUUACAUCUUGAAAUGUUAAAGUUUUAUAUUCGAUCAGAACAGUAUGAUAAAGCUACAAAGACAGCACUGGCAAUAUUAAGUCGGGCGAAUCCAGAACCUACAGAUUUUACAUAUCUCGACCAUUUAGAUGCCUUGAAACCGAUAGAAGAGAGACCUCAAAGAGAAUAUAAAUAUUCACUAGAGCGUGCUUUUGAUUUAUGGCCAGAUAAUGGUGAUAUUGGGCGAAGAUUAGCGAGGAAUAACUACAUACCCCGUAAUCUUACUGAUAAAUUACUCCAACAUUUACAGAAAAUUGAUAAAAAUGUGGAAGGACUUGGGGCAAUGACUUACGGAUAUGCUUCAGAUUGGUGCUGCGAAGACCAGAAAUCAGAUUUAGCUUUAACUGUUCUAAGAAAGGGUUUUGAAAUCUAUCCAGAUUCCAUGGAAAUUAUCGACAGGUUAACUACUAUUUUACGUGAAAAUAAGGAUUACGCUGGACUACUGGAAUUUUUACAGCCAGUAACCAAGCGAAUAGAUAAUUCUGCUUUACACUACAUAGCUGGAUAUUCUGCUAUCAUGCAAGGUCAGUUUGAUCUAGCUCGAGAACUACUUAAACGAAUCAUAGAUAAAGAUUCAGAUCCAGAUCCAGAUAUCAUGCUCCAAAAGGCAACAGAUUUAUAUAAUUCAAUUGACCAAUUUGAAAGUGAAACGAAAAAAAUAAUGGAGAACAAAAUAAGAGACCAGAAUCAAAGUGAUGACAAAAUAUAGAUACUAAAUGUUGAAUUAGUUUACAUUAUUUAUUUAGAUAAUUACUCAUUAGCUAGGAGCUGAUCCAUUCUUGGUAUCCUUAGUGGUAUCAUUCCGGUGGAGUAGAAUGUAUAUAUUAAACGAAAGUAAGCAUGUCUAAAAAUGCUUUUAAUGUAGGAAAUUAUACCAACAAUAUCAUUCGACAAAAUCUUUCUUUUGUGGUAAAAAGAAACAAAGUUUUUCUGUGAUCCUAAGUCUGACAUUUAUUGAAAAUAAAUUUAAACAUUUGAUAUAUUUUCUGCUUUAAAGAUACAUUCCCGGGUACAAACUGGGUGAUUUGAUGAUAUAUUUGGACUAAAAACAUAUUCAAACUAGUUAAUUUAUCAUAAUUUUGCUUCAAAUCCUUCUCAAAACAUUGCAAUUGUCAGGUAAUACCCGACUAUAAAAAAUGGAUCAAAAGAGGUCAUGUUUGUGUCACGUGACACAACGGGUGUGAUGUCGGAGGAGAAAUCAUUGCAUACACAAGACGAUGUUGCCUUUAUCGCUGACUAUUUAUUACAAAUAUCGAAGCCUAUUUAAAUUGUCGGAUUAUCCACGAAUUAUCCACGUCUAACUCUUCAUAAAGUUUAUCAACAUGUACAUCAAGCGCUCAAUCUCCGCGUGCAACCUUCAACGUCACGCGUGCUGACACUCCUAAUCGUCGGGCUGUCGAUUAGGAAAACCUGUACAUUUUUGUCUUGUAUGCGCUCCAUGAGUGUUUUUCAGGGAAUCCAGUAUUUUUCUAGUAAGAUUGGAUAUUUCUACUUUCCAUAUAUACCAAAAUUGCCAUACUUUUAUUGGAAAUAACCACCCGAUAAAUAAAUAUAUACAGUAAGUGUAUAUACAGUAAUUGUUCUGUAUCUUAUGUAUUAAUUGUUUGUUCUGUUCUUGUUUUUGUGUUGUAUAUGCAGUUGUCCCAACAUCCUAUAUUUUACAUUGCCUAGUGCCUAUCAAAUAUUCUCCACCAAAUAAAAUGAUAUUAAACUGUUAUUAUAUAAAAAGUAGAAAAUGUUUCAAACUUUUCAAAACAUUCUAUAGAAAUAUUGUAAUAUUCUACAGUUAUAUAUGAAAUGAUUGAAAUGAAAAGUUAACAUUACUUUUUCAUACUUAUUUGGGGUUAUACUGUAAUAGGGAAGUUGGGUGAACUAGUACUUUAAUGCGUGUAACCAUAAGGUAUGUAACUGUGUCAAGGGGGUGUGGUUUUGAUUCCUCAAUUGUAUAUGACAAGCAGAAGGGUUGUCUUGUGCAUUUUCUCUGAGUCCUCCGGUUUCCUCCAACUGCUAUAGAUUCCUAAGCACAAUAAAAUAAAAUUGAACCAUAUGUUGGUACCAGAAUGAACUAGUUUGUGUCAAGUGGAAAUGAAAUGAAAUGGAGUAUAACAUCCUAUUGUUGUGCUCAGACUGGGCUAAUGAAAACGGGCAUAUGCCAUACAGUGUGCUAUGAGGGAAAUUUUGCCUAGACACCGGCGCUACGGCCUACUCUUAUAUCAAAUUCUAACUGCCAAGGAAUCUUUUACAUGCAUACCAAUGUGUACACAGGCCCUCGGUCCUGCACCACUGACAAUGAGGAACCGUGUCGGAAAAUUUCAAUGAACUUUCUCGGCCAACACAGCGAACACAGGACCCCAUUAUAUUAUAAUAUACAUAGAUGUAUAUAAAUAUUUCGAUGAUUAGUUACAGUAAACAAUUACUUAAAGGGACAAUAACACUCUUGCUGGCUUGAAAGCUCCAGAAAAUAAAUAAUAUCUCUAUCUAAGUACUAGAUGUUUAAGUGUCCUACCUGUUGUGUAAAUUAUCCAUUACAUCCUAUUUUACUUGUCCAGAGGGUUCGAAAAUAUUUUUAAAUCGAAGUUUCAUUUGAAAAGGUUUACGUUAGACGUUUCAAACCAUUAUGUUGAAUUUUUCAAAUUUUUUAAAUAAGGUGUGUUAAGAUGAAGUUUGUAUCAUCAAUUAAUUGAAAUAUUCUAAAUAAGUACAAUUUGUUGACCAGAGUAAAGAUUGGGACAUAUUAUUCAGUUACAACAAGAGUGGUAUUGAGCCUUUAACUGUAAUAUUUAUAUAGGUUUUUAUAUAGGUAUCAUUAUAAGCCUACACACCAUGCAACUAUGAUUUUAUAUUUUUUGAUAUAUACAUGCAUAAAAAUUUUUAAUUAACUUUUUUCAAAUUUUAGUUAUUGAUAUUUAUUAUAUGGAAAUUGUUAUUGUUCAAGAAAAAUACAUUGUUGGAUUAAAAAUGUUUUAUUUU